Messenger RNA from Agrilus planipennis (emerald ash borer), 2107 nucleotides. RefSeq lists its product as uncharacterized. The transcript has 3 exons. NCBI's taxonomy places the organism in Eukaryota, Metazoa, Arthropoda, Insecta, Coleoptera, Buprestidae. Bases 2 to 316 code for a protein of 104 amino acids. The record is from RefSeq and is a predicted model, not a curated record.
CAUGAUCCUGUUACGACAGCUUUGCGUUUUAAUUUUAAUGUUUUCAUUCGUUUAUGCCAAACUGAAUGAUGGCGAAUCUGAGUUGACCGAAAGUUUAACCAAAAAUACAAUUCUGUCAUCAACAUUAAUACCGAAUCCUAAUGAAGAUAUGGAGGGCAACCACCUAAGCCGAAAGAAAAGGGACCCAUGCGGGGGUGGCGGAUGUGGAUGUGGUGGAGGCGGCGGGAAAGUAAUCGUGAUAGCUCAAGUUUCUAAGAAACGGAGUGGAGGUUUUAGAAGAAGUCAUGGAAAAGGAUAUGGAAAAUUCAAGGGAUAGCCGUCAACAAGGACAAACAAUAAGACAACCGAAAAAAUAAAUGUUUAAAAGUCUGCCUAUUACUUUAUUCAAUUAAUUAGUGAUAUUCUACACAACUUUUGUUGCACACUGCAACGUCAGGUACAUAAUUUUCGUUGUACCUAAUUUUACAUCUCCCUAAGUCUUAUAAAUAUGUUACGAAAAGAGGUAGAACGUUGUCAGAAAAAUCAUACAUUAUACAAUUGGCAAAACUUAAUUACACACCAGAAUACCAUUAAAUAAUAAUAAUAGUUUCAAACAAGAGGCGAAACGCAAAUGAUAAUUAGAAAAUGUUUCAUUUUUCAAAAAUUUAAAAGAAGGUAAAAACUGUAGGUAAUUGAAACUAGUGAUGAAUAAAGUAAGAUAAAGACAAAGACUAUCCCAGUCUUCGUCUUGGUCUUACUGAUACAGUCUCGUACUUGGUCUCGGUCUUGCAUGUUAAGUCUUGGUCCGAUACUUAUGUUUUUUAAUAAUUCUUCUAAGCGCAAACACUCCGUGGGAAUUCUUGUAGUUCCAUCCUUUCACACAGUGUUAAAGUUUCUUUUUUUAUAUUUAGUGUUAAAAUGUAGCAAAACAAACUGAAAAUUUCAAAUAUUAAAAAUGAUUUGUUCCAAAAAAUAAUAUAUUUAUGUUGCUUCAAAUACUUAGUUUAACUCAUAAAUCCACCGCAACUAAUAAUUUUUCGUUUAGUCUUGCGUACUUAGUCUUUGUCUUACAUAUACGGUCCUGAUUUUAGUCUUGUUCUUGUAUGUUCGGUCUUAGUUUAAGUCUUAGUCUUGUUCGUUCGAUUAUGGUCUUGCAAGAUCAAGAUCAAUUUUGCUCAUCACUAGGUCAAACGUUAAUGAAAGAAAACAGUAAAAGUAAAACAUACACGAUGCUGCGAUUGUUAUCUAAGAUAUAAAUAACAAAAUAUGGUAAAAGGAAUGCCUCGCAACAAAAUAAAAUUUCUUAAAGAAAACUCAUUAUAAAUAAAAACACGCCAAAACAAAAAUGGUGUCAUAAUUUAAAACGAUAAAAUAAGUUAUAGCAUCUAUAAUUCUUCUUGAUCUUCAAUUUUUACACAAAUGUCUAACUUUUUGAACUUAAAGCGUCAAAUCACUGAUACUUUUAUCAGUUUAAUUUUUCAUGUUGUUGUUCGCUUCCAUCAAUAAUAAUAAAAAUCUUACCGUAGAUACCCCGUAAAAAACUUGUAUAAAAUAUAUACCUUUCGUCAGUAUAAUUACUAAGAACACUUUAUAAAUAACUGGUUGCUUACAAUUACUGCUUAUCUAAACUUAAAUUCACUGGAUUUUGUCCCUGACUUAUUUAAAUUUGUACAAUUCUGUUUCAAAGACAACUACAACAAACGUCAAAAAAAUACUUAAUCAUACGAUGGUUAUUAAUCAUAUUAUUUAUUAAUAAGAAGGGAACGUUAGCGUAUUAAAUAAACCCUUUACAUUUUUCGUUGAUUUCCACUAUAAAUGACAUUCAUGUCUACCUUUUAAAGGUCAAUCAUAAUAAAAAAAGUAAUUAAUUCUUGCUUGUAAAAAGCUUAUGUACCAUUGGUGCCCUCCUGCUUUCUGUCCCUUCUCACCGUGAAAGUGCUUAAAUAAUACGUAAACAUUCUGUAUGUGCCGUUAUUUUUUUUUUUAAUAACAUUGCACUGGCAUUUUUAGUUUGCCAACAGUAUUUCAAACAAUUUAAUUGUAUUUUUAUUAUAUUAUUAACUGCUUAUCGUACAAGAAACAGCAUCCUCUAAACUGUUCUCUGUACUUCAAAACACUGUUGACAAUG